AUGCAGGUGACCCUGUGUGCCACCAAAAAGAAGAAAAAGUCUGGAACCACAGUCAGCCUCUGGGAUUUGAACCCAGGGACUGGGGAGGCGCCGAGGCUGGUCCUGGUCCUUGUGUUGGCUUUGUUUGCUCCUGGGACCGGGCCCCACGUGCCGACGCGUCCAGAAGUGGCUAGAGCCCCGUGGAGAGCGUUCCCGUCCCAGAGCAAGGCGACGCCUCUGGAAAGAAGGCGCAGGCCCGGACCACCUGGGCGUCCAGGGCACGCCCCACUCAGAGACGGCAAAGAGAUCAAGAGACGCAGUGUCUGCGGUGUCCGAGACGAAAGCUCCCGAACCAGCGAGCACGUCAGACAAAAGCAAUGUGCGUUUCUUCAACACAAGAUUUCCUCCCCCAAAACAGCAUCAGACUGUCGGAAGCCGGGCAGCGUUCCAAAGUGGCAGAAGUCCGUCCCUCAAACACAGCCCAGCGAGGCAGCUCUUAGUGCUUUGGUUUCCAGACCCGGGAGACUGAAAGACGAGAACACCCAUCAUGCCUUCCAGAGGAUGGGAAUUCUGACACCUGCUACCGCAUGGACGGACCUUGAGGACACUGUGCUGGGUGAAAUACGCCCGUCACAGAAGGACAAAGACUGUCCGGUUCUACUCACACGAGCCUCCCAGACUUGUCGAAUCCCUCCAGACAGUGGAACGGACUGGGGGCCAGGGGCAGGGGUGGGGAGAAGGGGGGGUUAGUAUUUAAUGGGGACAGAGCUUCUGUUUGGGACAGAGAAGCUCUGGGGAUGGAUGGCGGGGAUGGCUUCACAAUGACUGAACUGUACCCUUAAAAAUGGGCCAAGAUGGUACAUUUUUUGUUCUGUGUAUGUUACCAAAAUUUUUUGAAGUGUGGUCCCCAAUUUUUUCUGUGUGGCCUCCAGCAGUGCCCCCGGCCCAGCCAGCGCCACUGCAGGCUGCCUGCACGGGCUCUGACACGGUCACGGCCUCCCUGUGCCCUUACGCACUUAAUCUCCCCUACAUGGACUCACCUUCAUUGGACAAGACUCUUUGAUAAGAAACUUCAUAUCCCCAGUAUAAAGAAAACCCACGGUGGGGGGGCCAUCAAGAGAAGGCGUGAUCAUGGGAGUAAUACACGAAAACCACA
Messenger RNA from Mustela erminea (ermine), 1135 nucleotides. RefSeq lists its product as uncharacterized. The transcript has 5 exons. The coding region runs from base 1 to 729 and encodes 242 amino acids. The record is from RefSeq and is a predicted model, not a curated record. NCBI's taxonomy places the organism in Eukaryota, Metazoa, Chordata, Mammalia, Carnivora, Mustelidae.